AGGCGGUCAGGCUGGACGGGGCACCGAGCUGACUCAUGCCACCCGGCCCUGCGGGAGCUCCCGGCCCGUCCUGCAUAACCAAAUAUAACAAAGUGAAGAUAACCCGGACAAUGGAGCUGUGUGCUCUGGGCCGGGCUGCGGGAGCCCAGGGCCCGGGCAGGGGGCAGCGCCGCCGGGGCGGGGAGGCGCGGGGGCGGCACUUCGAGAACCAGCGCGGCGGGACCGGACCGCCAGCCGAGGAGGUGGUCACCAUGGCCCAGUGCUACUACAACGAGACCAUCGGCUUCUUCUACAACAACAGUGGCAAGGAGCUGAGCUCCCACUGGCGGCCGAAGGACGUGGUGGUGGUGGCCCUGGGCCUGACGGUCAGCGUGCUGGUGCUGCUGACCAACCUGCUGAUCAUCGCGGCCAUCGCCUCGAACCGUCGUUUCCACCAGCCCAUUUACUACCUGCUUGGCAACCUGGCCGCCGCUGACCUCUUUGCCGGCGUGGCCUACCUCUUCCUCAUGUUUCACACUGGCCCGCGCACAGCCCGGCUCUCGCUCCAGGGCUGGUUCGUGCGGCAGGGUCUGCUGGACACCAGCCUGACGGCCUCGGUGGCCACGCUGCUGGCCAUCGCCGUGGAGCGGCACCGCAGCGUGAUGGCCGUGCAGCUGCACAGCCGCCUGCCGCGUGGCCGCGUCGUCAUGCUCAUUGUGGGCGUGUGGGCGGCUGCGCUGGGCCUGGGGCUGCUGCCCGCCCACUCCUGGCACUGCCUCUGUGCCCUGGACAGAUGCUCACGCAUGGCCCCCCUGCUCAGCCGCUCCUACCUGGCGGUCUGGGCCCUGUCCAGCCUGCUCGUCUUCCUGCUCAUGGUGGCUGUCUACACCCGCAUAUUCUUCUACGUUCGUCGGCGGGUGCAGCGCAUGGCGGAGCAUGUCAGCUGCCACCCCCGUUACCGCGAGACCACGCUCAGCCUGGUCAAGACUGUUGUCAUCAUCCUGGGGGCGUUCGUGGUUUGUUGGACGCCGGGCCAGGUGGUGCUACUCCUAGACGGCCUGGACUGCAAGUCCUGCAACGUCCUGGCUGUGGAGAAGUAUUUCCUACUCUUGGCCGAGGCCAACUCCCUGGUCAACGCUGUGGUGUACUCCUGCCGCGAUGCUGAGAUGCGCCGCACCUUCCGCCGCCUCCUCUGCUGUCAGUGCCUCCGCCGGUCCACCCAGGAGUCUGCCCACUACACAUCCUCCACCCGCGCAGGCGCCAGCACUCGCAUCAUGCUUCCUGAGAAUGGCCACCCCCUGAUGGAUUCCACCCUUUAGCCAACCUUGGACUUCAGCAGGAGGCAGCAAGUGCCCGCUUGCACCCCUGACCACUUGUGGAUGUGCCCGGUUCAACCCAAUUUGAAGGACAGAAUUAAAGGCAGACCCUCGGUCUGGAUGCCAGACCUCCGCAGACACACACAACUCUGCCUGCUCCGGGGCCUGGGCGUACGUGGUCAUCUCCAGGUGCCCAGGACAGUGUCAGAUGGGGUACCGGAACUGGCUCUUCAAUCAUCUCAGGUUUGGGGGUUUUAACAGACAUGUUCCUGUUUCACUGCACAUCCCUGGUAAACCCUGUGGACUGCUUCCUUGUCCGUGGUGGUGUGUGUUAAAGGUCGGAGAGAUGAGGACUCUCAGGCCAUGAUGCCCAAAGUCACAAGGACAGAUCAUGGAUGCACCAUGUGCUUGAGGCUGAUUCUUCAGGGGCAGAGUUUGUGGCCCCGUGAAGUCUCCGGGCUUGCCUGUCCCCGUUAGACUUGAGGGUACCCACAAGGAGGACAUAUUAAGGAGUAAACUUUUAUUUUUCCUCUG
Myotis myotis is the source of this 1829-nucleotide messenger RNA. It is a transcript of the gene LPAR2, whose product is annotated as lysophosphatidic acid receptor 2. Gene Ontology annotation, cellular component: membrane. The record is from RefSeq and is a predicted model, not a curated record. The transcript is spliced from 3 exons. NCBI's taxonomy places the organism in Eukaryota, Metazoa, Chordata, Mammalia, Chiroptera, Vespertilionidae. The coding region runs from base 36 to 1298 and encodes 420 amino acids. Gene Ontology annotation, biological process: G protein-coupled receptor signaling pathway. Gene Ontology annotation, molecular function: lysophosphatidic acid receptor activity.